CGCUUUGCGGCUGCGUGGCAGGGCCGGGGGGCGGGGAAGAUGUCUGAGCGGGGAGAAGCCCCGGCGGCGGUGGCAGCGGCGGGAGCGGGGGGUGAGAUGCCGGCCAAGAAGCAGAAGCUGAGCAGCGACGAGAACAGUAACCCCGGGGACCUGUCCGGCGACGAGAACGAUGAUGCUGUUAGUAUUGAAAGUGGUACUAACACCGAACGCCCCGAUACACCAACAAACACUCCUAAUGCACCCGGAAGGAAAAGCUGGGGGAAAGGAAAAUGGAAGUCGAAGAAGUGUAAAUAUUCCUUCAAAUGUGUAAAUAGCCUGAAGGAGGACCACGGGCAGCCUUUGUUUGGAGUCCAGUUUAACUGGCACAGUAAAGAAGGUGAUCCUCUUGUUUUUGCUACUGUAGGCAGCAACAGAGUUACUUUAUAUGAGUGUCAUUCCCAAGGAGAGAUCCGCCUGUUGCAGUCCUACGUGGAUGCUGAUGCAGAUGAAAACUUCUAUACCUGUGCGUGGACAUACGACAGCAAUACAAGCCAUCCUCUCCUGGCUGUGGCAGGCUCCAGGGGAAUUAUUAGGAUAAUUAAUCCUAUUACGAUGCAGUGCAUAAAGCACUACGUGGGCCAUGGGAAUGCUAUCAAUGAACUGAAAUUCCAUCCAAGAGAUCCAAAUCUCCUUUUAUCUGUAAGCAAAGAUCAUGCAUUGAGACUGUGGAACAUCCAGACAGACACGCUGGUUGCAAUAUUUGGAGGAGUAGAAGGGCACAGGGAUGAGGUGUUAAGUGCAGUAAGUGGAAGACUGUGGGGCAGUGAUUUAGAUUUACAAAGGGAUUAUGAUCUUCUUGGUGAGAAAAUCAUGUCCUGUGGGAUGGAUCACUCUCUCAAACUCUGGAGAAUUAAUUCCAAGAGAAUGAUAAAUGCCAUCAAAGAGUCUUAUGAAUACAACCCAAAUAAAACCAACAGGCCUUUUAUUUCCCAGAAAAUUCACUUUCCUGACUUUUCUACCAGAGACAUACAUAGAAACUAUGUUGACUGUGUACGAUGGCUGGGAGAUCUAAUUCUUUCCAAGUCUUGUGAAAAUGCCAUUGUGUGCUGGAAACCUGGCAAAAUGGAAGAUGAUAUAGAUAAAAUCAAGCCCAGUGAGUCAAAUGUGACCAUACUUGGGAGAUUUGAUUACAGCCAGUGUGAUAUAUGGUACAUGAGGUUUUCAAUGGAUUUCUGGCAAAAGAUGCUUGCUCUGGGCAAUCAGGUUGGCAAACUUUAUGUGUGGGAUUUAGAAAUAGAGGAUCCUCAUAAAGCCAAGUGUACGACUCUUACUCAUCCAAAAUGUGUCGCUGCCAUUCGACAAACCAGUUUUAGCAGGGACAGCAGUAUCCUCAUAGCGGUGUGUGACGAUGCCAGUAUCUGGCGCUGGGACAGGCUAAGAUAAAUGUACUUUUUCUUAACUCAAAGUAGAAAAUCUAUUUUCAAAUUCUAAUAUAGUCAGUUAAGUCGCUUAGUGCAGUAGGUGCGUUUAGUGUAGACUUCCUCGGAGGUUCGGCGGGCUGGAGCUGACCUUAGUGAUGUUUACAUUGCGUGUAUUGUCCUGCUUGGAAUUGCUGCUUUUAAUAAAAAGAAGUAUUUUUGUAAAGUUU
Messenger RNA from Pezoporus flaviventris, 1627 nucleotides. RefSeq names its product embryonic ectoderm development (gene EED). The transcript is spliced from 12 exons. Gene Ontology annotation, cellular component: ESC/E(Z) complex. The record is from RefSeq and is a predicted model, not a curated record. Gene Ontology annotation, biological process: negative regulation of transcription by RNA polymerase II. Gene Ontology annotation, molecular function: nucleosome binding; protein binding. The coding region runs from base 40 to 1422 and encodes 460 amino acids. Lineage: Eukaryota; Metazoa; Chordata; Aves; Psittaciformes; Psittacidae.